AUGCCAGAAGCACGUCCUGCUCCUGGCAGGUUGACUGGAGUAGUGUCUGGGCCAGCUGAGGGAAUUACACCAGGAGCCUUUGGAGGAAGAACGACCGGACUUUCUAUGACUUUUUCUUCUGUAGGACACGUCUGCUCUGUCGGCAAGCUGGGAGAGAUGGCCAAGCGUAGGCCUGCAGAGAACGAGCCAGCGAACGAGAAAGAGAGACAAGCUUGGAUCGCUGCGCAUUGGACCGUUAUGAUAGGGCGGACACUAUGCCAUUCGGCUCGUGUGGCUAGCCAAGUUUCCUACAUCCCUUCGCCCAUCCCGCCAUACACCAGUGCGCCCAUUUCAACACCCCCUCCGCAGUUCCACCACUCUCCGCCACCCCUCCUUCAACCAGACCAGGCUGAGCUGGAAGAUGAUAAUGACGAUGCUGGGGCAAAGGCGAAAACCGGCCUGCAAUCGGUAUCCUGGUCAAAAGAGCGAGCUAAGAAUGAAAGUGGUAAAGAGCCAAUGACUCCCGGCGUCGACGUUGGAGGCGGCCUCAGCUUCAUCACCACUACUAGCGAGCCCCAGCAAACAAAUGUUACCGGCACACCAGAGGUUCGGACCACUUGCAUGGUUGCAGUAAAUGGGACUUGA
Messenger RNA from Protopolystoma xenopodis, 624 nucleotides. Lineage: Eukaryota; Metazoa; Platyhelminthes; Monogenea; Polystomatidea; Polystomatidae. The record is from the annotation of a GenBank genome assembly.